This is a messenger RNA of Microstroma glucosiphilum, 3648 nucleotides long. RefSeq lists its product as hypothetical. The record is from RefSeq and is a predicted model, not a curated record. The transcript has a single exon. NCBI's taxonomy places the organism in Eukaryota, Fungi, Basidiomycota, Exobasidiomycetes, Microstromatales, Microstromataceae. The coding region runs from base 45 to 3401 and encodes 1118 amino acids.
CCAACUGCUUCCUUCACUCGUCCAUCGUUGCUUCGAGCCUCGUCAUGGAUGAGACAGAGACGCAGGCUCAGGCAGCCUCGACGUCCGCAUCUCACCACCAGCAUCGUCCAUCAAUCUACUCCCAGCUGCUCCAGCUUCGGCGGACCUUUGGCGAACUCCGUGACGUAGCCAGGCCCGAGACCCUGCACCUCCUAGAUCACCGUACUGUCCAGGCUCUGGCUCCGGCGCCGGGCCUAUCUUCUUCAACCCCUUUCGGCACGGCGUCACUCAGCAGGAGCGACUUCGCGGACAAGGUCGAAGGCGUACGCCAAGCUGCCCAUGCCUGGCGCAAGAAGGCAGUAGACUUGCGUAACGCCAACCUGGUAGAUCCUUCUUCCUCUUAUACCUUUGAUCGAUACAUCUCUCUCAACAAGGAGAAGGCACAAAACGUUGCCCAGCUAGAGUCAAAUCUGCAGCCGCUAUGGGAAUUUGAGAAGCGACUAGGCGGAGGAAGGAUAGGGGAAGAUGCGCUCUACGGUGCCUCGACAAGGCCGCUUCCUGCGGUCUUACAUGCCGGAGCUCUUGCGAGCUCGGAAAGUACCUCAGUGAUAGGUCUGAAGAGGAAGCGCCAGGCAGCAAGUCCAAGUACAUCUCCUGCGCCCUCUCGCUCUCGAGGCGAGGCCGUCAAAGUCCUGGGCUGCCUGGCCGCUGCUCUGGAAGAGCUCGCUCGAGCAUUGGGUCUGGAAACCUUUGCAGAAGCAUUCGCCGACUCUACCGCCGCUGACGAUCCCAAGGAGACUUCGUCGUUGCAUACCCAUACUCUGACGCAGGGAGGUAAGCUCAUCGUUCUAGAUGUAGAGCUCGGCCUAGAGGCGUCGAUUGGGAAUUCGGAAGCUACCUUUCAGCCUACUACCAGAGUCAAGCUGUCUUUUACAAACCGGACAAAUGUCAGCUACACAUCCCCCCUCAAAGAAGGAGAAGAGGCUGUGUACGGUAACACUCGCAUAGCUGAACUAUUACGAAGAGAUGUAGAAAUGCUGGCGAGGUUACUGUUUGGUCUUGCGAUAGACGGGGAAGAGGUUGUUGGAACGAUGGAGACGUCUUUGGAGGAGGCGAGCCUACUCUUGGCCAGGUCCCACUUCAACCGGUAUCGCACGAAUCUUCUGCGACUUUUGAGACUGGAUCGUCUCAGUUCAGUCAAGACAAGCGAGCAAGGCGAUCAGCAGGGCCCUGCCGCGAUCCUUCCGUGCGAUACCUUUGCUGCUCUACAUCAGGUUGCGAAGAGCCUCGAGGACGCCAGCAGUAGUGAAUGCAGGGGAAACGUAUCGCUCAGCGAAGAACCUCGUGAUGCAGCGCGCGUCGGCCACGGUAUGCCCUUACUCCAUACUGGUCUCGUAGGCUUUUGCAUCGUCUACGAUAUCAAGGGAGGCAGCAGCGCCAGUAUGACACAUCUGGCUGAACGCAGAGGUCUCGUUCCGAUCGACGGACAACCCUGCGACAGUGAGCUGUUCCUCCUUGAUGUGGCCAUUGAAUCGCAGAGCCUGAGCCUCUCAGCCGGCACCACUGAUCUUGGCAACAGCUUUGUUCCAAAGGCCCUCUUUGCUUCCAUUCCCGAAGUGGGGAGCGAUAUCGGCUUCGUCGCCAAGCUCAGCCCGUCGGUGCUCUUGCCGCGACGUCUGGUCACUCGCGUGGCCAACAUCGUCGGCCUGCCCACAAGCGAGACGUCGUCACUACAUUCGACUGACCCUGUGGCCCAGGGCGAGAAUAGGAGCAGCGACUACGGAUCCAUUCUCGGCCUGGGCAGCAGUCGCAAGUCCAAGAAGAUCGCAGGCGUCCGAGUAAGAUAUCAAUCCAAGCGCACCAAGAGUACUGCAGAGGACAAUGCCUUGCUUGUCUCAUCGAUCCCUUUCCAGACCUUGCAGCAACUAUACUUGGUCAUUGAAGUCCUGCAGGAAGCAAGCGCUGUCCAGAGAUUGAUGCAAGGUCUCAUCCCCACUGUCGAUGCUCCAGAGAAGGACUCUGCGAGACUCGGCUCAAUCAGUCGCUCACUCACCGUAGAAAGAGCAGCGGCGACUGUCUUCGACGUCAAUCUGACAGACGUCACGACAGCAAGAAGCAACGCAACCGCAUCAGCCUCAGAAGUACCUCGAUUUGCUGUGUGCCUCUCGGCGCGCAUCUCUGACCCUGGGACCGGACGUUUCUUCGGUCUUUCGUGCUAUAUACACCGCGACGCUGGCUGCAAGGACGGAUAUGGCGUCAGUGGAGGACUGACUGACACUCUUGCCCUAAUGGGCGGCGCUGCUCCGAGAGCAGAUGGAGCGGGAGCGGGUCAGAGAGGUCGAAUAGACUUCCCCAAAGACCUGAAGAGUGCAGUGGGAGCAGCCCUGGCACAAGAGGCAGACUUGAGGAGGGCGGCAGAGCUACUCCUGCAGUGGGCGUGGGAGACGAUUGACGGGCCCGAGGAGGGUAAGAGUGCUGAGGACGCUCAGCAGGCUACUGCAGCCGGUCUUGGCGAUGAGUCGAGCAACAAGCCCAGUACGAAGCCAGCCUCGAGCAUGAUGGAGGUGGACACUGACGAUCAAGACGGGCGAGCAGCAAUUUCAGCGGCCUCGACCGGCCUCAAUACUCCUGUAACUCAAAGUGCCGACGGGGACGUACCUGUCCCCGUCCCCGCACCUCCGGCCCAGCUUCGUCGUCACUCCUCGCGCUCCUCUCCUCUCAGCCCACGGACAAGCCCCAAGAGUACCCGUCACGCAGAAGCUGCCGCUCUCGGCCCUGCGUCUGUCAACGCCAAUGCCAAUGCCAACAUCGACGCGCAGGACGGGACCACUGCAAGCAGGAGCACAGACGGCUUCGCGGGGACUCUAUCGCCUCCAGGCGGCGAAGCCGCAUCCACAGGCGCAACCGCAACCGCAACCGCAACCGCAACCGGCAGUAGCAGCAUUUCCUCUCGUCUCUCCCCGAUCUCCAUCUCCACUACCAUGGCUCCUGCGCCUGCCACUAGCCCUAUCUCCGCCUCUGCAUCCGGUCUUUCCUCUGCGUCCGGUCCAGCAUCAGCGACCCGCACAACGCGCCGUCGCUCCUCGCGCGGUCCCUCCACCCCUUCCCCCACGCGGGGAGUGAGCAUCGGCACCUCGCACCAUCAGACACGGAGGAGGUCGUCGCAGCAGCGUGCUAGUGGCAGUGGGAGUGGGAGCGCCAGCGCCAGCGAGGUGGGAGGUGGAAGGGGUAGGACACAUUCGGGAGAAACGGACGUGGCUACAUUGGGCAAUUCCUCUGCCUCUGCUUCUGCUUCAGGAUCGGGAUCGGGAGCGGGAUCGGGGAGCGCUAGAAUGACUCGCAGGGCUAGCGCGUUAGCGAAUGCGGGCGAAAUUGAGGACGUAGGGAGUGAGGGAGUGGUACAGGGAGAGGGAGAGGAGUGAGAGGUGAGAGGUCAGAGGUGAGGGCGUGAGGGCAGAGGGCAGAGAUGAAGACUGGUACUUCGCGCCUGGUUGAAAAAUACAGUACUGCUGCCCGAGGUAGGGAAAGAGGGGGUCAAUCAAUACAGAGUACUGUAGAUAGGCCUACCUACCUCGUUCGGUCCCUUGUCACCGUACAGUCUUUGAGUCGUAGGAAUCUCUACCGAUCCCUCCCUCUUUCUCACAAGCGCAAAUACAACGUACCACACAC